AUGGCGUCCGGUAUUUUCACAAGUUCUUGGAGUUUCUUCUACCUUCGUUUGCAAAGAGGUCUUUCUCCUUCUUUAUUUCAUACCCGUCGCAUCCACUGCUUCCCUUCUCGUUUUUCGUCUCGUUCUUCUUCUCGUUCUUCUUCUUGUUCUUCCGUUCCGAAACCUGAACACUCUCAGCCUUCCUCAGACCUUGAUGAUGCUCUGGCUUCUUUUAAUCACUUCAUUCAUAUGCGUCCUCUGCCUCCUAGAUUUGCGUUCAAUAGGAUUUUAUCUGCUCUUAUGAGAAUGAAUCAACAUCCCAUGAUCUUUCCCUUGUCCAGAAAAAUUGACUCUCUAGGAAGCUCACCCGAUUUUUAUUCUCUUACCAUCUUGAUUAAAUCAUUCUGUCGCCUACACCAUGUCAAUUUUGCCCUUUCCGUCUUGGGUAAAAUGUUGAAAUCUGGAUUUAAUCCCGACAUGUUUACAUUUAAUACCUUAAUCAAUGGAUUCUGUAUGGAAGGAAAAAUCGAGAGAGCAGUAGAAUUUUUCAGUGAACUGAUUGCGGGAGGUUAUCAACCUGAUGUUUGUUCUUACAAUACGGUGAUAAGCAGUGCAUGUAAACUUGGGGAAAAAGAUUUGGCUGCUGGGUUGCUGAAGCAAAUGGCAGAGAGGGGUUGCGAGCCAAAUUUGGUGACUUACACUGCAAUAAUCGGUGCCUUUUGCAGGGAUAAGUUAGUAGAUGAAGCUUUGGACAUGUUACGUCAAAUGAGGAUUAGAGGCAUUUCCCCUGACGUUGUCACUUACACAUGCUUAAUUGAUGGUCUUUGCAAAGUAGACAAAUGGAAUCAAGCCGUGGACCUGUUCAAACAAAUGGAGAGUCAAAAUAUAUCGCCAACCGUUGUUACCUUCAAUAUAUUGAUUGACACUCUUUUCAAGAAAGGAAUGACUUCAGAUGCUGAACGUAUGAUCAAGAUGAUGCUUCACCGUGGUAUUCAGCCUAGUGUUGUCACUUGUUGUUCAAUGAUGGACGGAUAUUGUGAACGUCGCCAAAUGGACAAAGCUAGGGAAGUAUUUGAUUUGAUGGUAAGAACUGGCGUAGCUAAUGCCUUUAGCUACAAUAUCUUGAUUAAUGGUUACUGCAAGAGCAAAAAAAUAGAUGAGGCAACAAAAGUUUUUGAUGAAAUGCCUCAAAAAGGGAGGCAUCAGACUGCACGAAAGGUUUUCAAUGACAUGCUUUCUCAUGGUCAGCAGCCAAGUAUAGUAACUUUCUCAGUAAUGCUUGAUGGCUUGUGCAGGAUUGGGGAGCUUCUUGAGGCAAUAAGACUAUUUAAAACAAUGGAGAACAGUCCAGUGAAGCCUAACUGUGUGAUCUAUACCAUUUUGAUUGAUGGUAUGCUCAGAGCUGGGAAAUUUAAUGAUGCCAAAAGACUGCUUGCUAGGCUUUUUGUAAUUGGAUUGACGCCUGAUGCUUUCACAUAUAGUACAAUAAUAAAAGGAUUGUGCAAGGAAGGAUUAUUAAAUUACGCAUACAAGAUUUUUAGACGAAUGGAAGACAGUGGAUGUCCACCGGAUGACUGCUGUUACAAUGUCAUCAUUCAAGGGUUUCUCAGGCAUGAAGACGAAGCAAAAGCUUCAGAACUUAUUCAGGAAAUGAUUGAUAGGGGAUUUUAUGCAGAUGCCACCACCAUAGAAUUGGUAAUCCUUUUCUCGCGCUUUGACGAUUCCAUUCUGAGGAAACUAAGAAAUCCUUAUGAAGAUUUUGAAGGUGUAGAUGUUAAGUGGGAUUUCAACAUUCAACGCUGA
Manihot esculenta (cassava) is the source of this 1782-nucleotide messenger RNA. RefSeq names its product putative pentatricopeptide repeat-containing protein At1g12700, mitochondrial. Bases 1 to 1782 code for a protein of 593 amino acids. Lineage: Eukaryota; Viridiplantae; Streptophyta; Magnoliopsida; Malpighiales; Euphorbiaceae. The transcript has 2 exons. Gene Ontology annotation, molecular function: protein binding. The record is from RefSeq and is a predicted model, not a curated record.